AUGAGGAUGACAAUGGAAGAGAUGAAGAAUGAAUCAGAGACCACUUCCAUGGUUUCCAUGCCUCUAUACGCGGUUAUGUAUCCAGUCUUUAACGAGUUAGAACGAGUAAACCUUUCAGCAGCUCAGACUCUCCGGGCAGCAUUUAUAAAGGCAGAAAAAGAGAAUCCAGGGCUCACACAAGAUAUCAUUACAAAAAUUCUGGAAAAGAAGAGUGUAGAAGUGAAUUUUACAGAAUCUCUCCUGCGUAUGGCAGCUGCUGAUGUGGAAGAAUAUAUGAUUGAAAGACCUGAACCAGAGUUCCAGGAGCUAAAUGAGAAAGCACGAGCGCUUAAACAGAUCCUUGGCAAGAUACCUGAUGAAAUCAAUGACAGAGUGAGGUUCCUUCAGACAAUCAAGGAUAUUGCUAGUGCAAUAAAGGAACUUCUUGACACAGUCAACAAUGUCUUCAAAAAGUACCAGUACCAGAAUCGUAGGGCGCUUGAGCACCAAAAGAAAGAAUUUGUAAAGUACUCUAAAAGUUUUAGCGAUACUCUGAAAACCUAUUUUAAAGAUGGAAAGGCAUUAAAUGUAUUUAUAAGUGCCAACCGCUUAAUUCAUCAAACCAACUUGAUACUCCAGACCUUUAAAACUGUGGCCUGA
Staurois parvus is the source of this 639-nucleotide messenger RNA. The record is from the annotation of a GenBank genome assembly. Lineage: Eukaryota; Metazoa; Chordata; Amphibia; Anura; Ranidae.